GCAGGGACAGCCAGAGGCUCGGCUCCUCCUGAGCCAUGCCAGCCAACCUCACAGAGGGCAGCCCCAACUCCAACGGGACCAUGCAGACUCUGGAUUCUUCCACAGCCGUCUGCUUCCCCACAACUCUCCAGGAAGUGGAGGAAGAGGAAUGGGGCUCCUUCUAUUACUCCUUGAAGACUGAGCAGUUGAUAACUCUGUGGGUCCUCUUCGUUUUCACCAUUGUUGGAAACGCCAUCGUGCUGUUCUCCACGUGGAGGAGGAAGAGGAAGUCGAGAAUGACCUUCUUUGUGACUCAGCUGGCUGUCACAGACUCUUUCACAGGACUGGUUAACAUCUUGACAGAUAUCAUUUGGCGAUUCACCGGAGACUUCCUGGCACCUGAUCUGGUUUGCCGAGUGGUCCGCUACUUGCAGGUCGUGCUGCUCUACGCCUCUACCUACGUCUUGGUGUCCCUCAGCAUAGACAGAUACCACGCCAUCGUUUAUCCCAUGAAUUUCCUGCAAGGAGAAAAGCAAGCCAAGAUCCUCACCGUGACCGCCUGGAGCCUCUCCUUCCUGUUCUCCAUCCCCACCUUGAUCAUAUUUGGGAAGAGGAAACUCUCUAACGGCGAAGUGCAGUGCUGGGCCCUGUGGCCUGACGACUCCUACUGGACUCCGUACAUGACCAUCGUGGCCUUCCUGGUGUACUUCAUCCCGCUGGCCAUCAUCAGUGUCAUCUAUGCCAUUGUGAUUCGAACCAUUUGGAUGAAAAGCAAAGGCCACGAUGAGUCGGUGAUUUCCAACUGCUCAGAUGGGAAGCUGUGCACCAGUUACAACCGAGGGCUCAUCUCGAAGGCAAAAAUCAAGGCCAUCAAGUACAGCAUGGUCAUCAUUCUCGCCUUCAUCUGCUGUUGGAGUCCGUACUUCCUCUUCGACAUGCUGGACAAUUUCGGCCUCCUUCCAGACACCGAGGAGCGCUUCUACGCCUCCGUGAUCAUUCAGAACCUGCCGGCCUUGAACAGCGCCAUCAACCCGCUCAUCUACUGCGCCUUCAGCAGCUCUCUCUGCUUCCCCCGCAGUGAGCAAAGAUCACGGGAUUCCAGGAUGACGUGCCGAGAGAGAACCGAGAGGCAUGAGAUGCAGGUUCUGUCCAAGCCCGAAUUCAUCUAGACCCUGGGGCAGUGGUGGUGCUAUGCCGAGCCCCAUCAGC
This is a messenger RNA of Pteropus alecto (black flying fox), 1188 nucleotides long. RefSeq names its product neuropeptide S receptor 1 (gene NPSR1). Gene Ontology annotation, molecular function: neuropeptide receptor activity; vasopressin receptor activity. Gene Ontology annotation, biological process: positive regulation of release of sequestered calcium ion into cytosol; neuropeptide signaling pathway. Lineage: Eukaryota; Metazoa; Chordata; Mammalia; Chiroptera; Pteropodidae. Bases 36 to 1148 code for a protein of 370 amino acids. The transcript is spliced from 9 exons. The record is from RefSeq and is a predicted model, not a curated record. Gene Ontology annotation, cellular component: membrane; cytoplasm.